Phasianus colchicus (ring-necked pheasant) is the source of this 6570-nucleotide messenger RNA. RefSeq names its product RE1 silencing transcription factor (gene REST). NCBI's taxonomy places the organism in Eukaryota, Metazoa, Chordata, Aves, Galliformes, Phasianidae. Gene Ontology annotation, cellular component: nucleus. Gene Ontology annotation, biological process: positive regulation of transcription by RNA polymerase II. The record is from RefSeq and is a predicted model, not a curated record.
CUCCCGCCCGCAGCGCCGCCUCCCCGCUCCGCGUCCCGCAGCAGCCCCGCGGCCGGCCGGCCUCGAGCCGCCGAACCGCUGCUAUGGCGACUCAAGUGCUGGGACAGUCCGGUGGGAACGGCCUCUUUCCCGGCGGCGCUAACAUCGGCAUGGCGUUGUCCAACGACAUGUAUGACUUGCACGACCUUUCCAAAGCCGAGCUGGCGGCCCCGCAGCUGAUCAUGUUGGCCAACGUGGCCCUGACGGGAGAGGUGAACGGCAACUGCUGCGAUUACCUGGUGGGAGAGGAGCGGCAGAUGGCCGAGCUGACCACGGUGGGCGACAGCAACUUCUCAGACAGCGACGCGGAGGGCGUGGAGGAUAGCCGUGCUGCGGAGAGCGACCGUGGCGCCUCGGAAAACGUGGAAUUGAGCUCUCUGGAAGCACCCGACGUGGAAACCCAAGGCCCGGACGCUUGUCCUCCACCAGAGACUCCCAGCACGGACAAAGAUGUCCCGUUGGAAGCUCCGGGCACUCCGGAGAGCUCCGAGGACAAGUGUAAGAGCCUCAAGAACAAACCGUUCCGCUGCAAGCCCUGCCAUUACGAGGCCGAGUCCGAAGAGGAGUUUGUGCACCACAUCAGAGUUCACAGUGCUAAGAAGUUUUUCGUGGAAGAAAAUGCAGAGAAACAAGUGCAGAUCAAGGAGUCUGAUUCCUACAGCGCGGAAGAGGUGGACUUCUCCAAGGGCCCGAUCCGCUGCGAUCGCUGCGGCUAUAACACUAACAGAUAUGAUCACUACCUGGCUCACCUGAAGCACCACAACAAAGCAGGAGAAAACGAGAGAGUGUACAAGUGUACCAUAUGCACUUACACCACGGUCAGUGAGUAUCACUGGAAGAAACACUUGAGAAACCAUUUUCCAAGGAAAGUGUACACCUGCUCGCAGUGCUCCUAUUUUUCAGAUAGGAAAAACAACUAUAUUCAGCAUAUUAGAACUCACACGGGAGAGCGACCCUAUCAGUGUGCUAUGUGUCCCUAUUCCAGCUCUCAGAAGACACAUUUAACCAGGCACAUGCGCACCCACUCAGGUGAGAAGCCAUUCAAAUGUGAUCAGUGCAGUUACGUGGCCUCAAACCAGCAUGAAGUAACUCGUCAUGCAAGGCAGGUUCACAAUGGGCCGAAGCCUCUGACUUGCCCGCACUGUGACUACAAAACAGCCGAUCGCAGCAAUUUCAAAAAGCACGUUGAGCUCCACGUCAAUCCGCGCCAGUUUCUUUGUCCUGUUUGUGACUACGCGGCAUCUAAGAAGUGUAACCUGCAGUAUCACAUCAAGUCCAGGCAUCCUGAUUGUUCGGACAUCACCAUGGAUGUUUCAAAGGUGAAGCUACGGACUAAAAAGAGCGAAGCUGACUUUUCUGAGAGCAUCAGUGACAAAGUGGAGAAGGAGCAAACAAAAGGGGAUUCGCCCACAAAGAAAACUGAGAAAACUGUGAAAGUGGAGAAAAAAGAGAACUUAGCAAAGGAAAAGAAGCCAACGAACAAUGUUCCUGCACGCCAAGUGACGACCAGAAGUCGGAGAUCGACUUCAGAAAACAAGGAGGUAGAUAUUAAAACUGAGAAAAAUACUGAGAAACCGUGUAAAACAAAGAAGGUCAAAAGAAAGGCAGAGGCAGAAAUAACUUUCUCAAAGCAAGAGCCUGCGAAUGAUACCAUCGUAAUGACAAAAAAGAAAAAGAAAGUGGAAACUAAGCCCAGAGACUGCCAGGAAGCUCAGAAAAGUGAUGAUGUACCAGAGGCGGAACCUAAAAAGCAAAAUUCCUGCCUUAAGAAAAGCAGAAAAAAGAAAGCUCUGAAAAGUAAGCACAGUAAGAAAAGCAAUAGGCUUGAUGAGGAGAAGAUGGAAGAAGAGGAGGUGGCGGACAAGUCUCAUCUUACGGAAGAAGACAGAUGCGUGAAACUAGACAGUCUGAGCAGUGACCAGGAGAAGGAGGAAGAUCCUGCUGAUCCAGCACCAUUAGACAGUAAUGUUGGUCAUACUUGCAAUGGGGAGAGCAUCAGUGCCAAAGGAAGCUGCGUACAAGAGCCAAGACAGCUUUGUCUGUCAGCUCAGGUUGCGGACACAGAGGCUGAGGUGAAGGAUCAAGAAAUGCCUGCUGCAGCAGUGGAGAGCGAAGACACUAUCUGUGAAAAAGAGGAGAGAAAGAUGGACACAGGGGAAGACUCGGAAGAAUCUUCUCAUGCAGUGUCUUCUGAACAAAGUCUGGAUGGACCCAUGGAUGUACUACCAGAUCUGGAGCCCAGGAAGGAGCCAGAGGAAACCUGCUUGGCAGAAACUGUGAGUAACCCAGACCCGAUAGACCUGACUAAGACACACAUCCUAGAGACAGAGCCGCCAGCAGAUGCUGUGGGAGUGCCUGUGCCCCCAGAAGGGUGUAUGCAGAGCCCUGAAGUAGCUCUGGCCUUGUCACCUCUGGAUAACGCAGCAGUGAAUGAAUCUCAGGAAAUGGAGGAGGAUGAGGGCAUCCACAGCCAUGAAGGCAGCGACAUAAGCGACAACAUAUCAGAAGGCAGCGAUGAUUCGGGGUUAAAUGGUGCUCGCUCUGUACAAGAGGAAACCAGUCCAAAGACAUCACAAGGAGCUGCCAGUAGCACAGUAGUCAGGGAGAACUAUGUAUGCAUUUUUUGUGACCGCUCAUUUAAAAAGGAAGGUGAAUACAGCAAGCACCUAAAUCGCCACUUGGUCAAUGUGUAUUAUCUUGAGAAGGCGACAAAAGGGCAGGAGUAGAAAUAGCUGCGGUCUGGGGGCAUGUGUAUCUUUUGUAAGAUCUUAUACAGCUUAUGUACAGAUAUUGUAGAUUUUUUUUCUUAAAGCAUGGUUUUCUUUAGUGUCUGCGUUGGGAUUUUUUUUUUUUUAAGCUGAAAAUAUUUUGGACAACUUUUUGUGUAAUGACCUCUUUAAAUAUUGGAUCUCUUCAUUAAAGAAGUAGGUAGGGUGUAUGAGGCUGUGUCCUGCAAGUUCUGUCUGUUUAUAGUUUGUUAGCUGAUGCAUUUGUUUUAUAAGUUGAGCUUUAGGAACAAGGCUUGUAGCUACCAUACACAAUUUGGAUGUUUAUAGAGCCACUGGCAGUUGCUUUUUCUUUUAGCAGCCAACUCCUCUUUCCCCUCUCCUCCGCUUUUGUUUUAGUUCUUCUUAACGUACCUUGAUGUUCAAAGUGGUAAAAACUACUCAAUGCUUUUUCUCCCAGGAAGAUAGCUUCUAUCACAUAAAAGAGCACUUUGUAAGACAAAUCGAAGUUGGCUAGCGAUGAACGUAACUGUUUAAGGUAAUUAUAAUUGUGAACAUACAUUUCAAAUCCCCUUAGUAUAAACAGUGAGCCAAAAUUUGGGGUUAGUCCUUCCAACUUUUGUUUGGAGAACCUCUGUCUUGAUUAAUAUCUUAUUAACUGUUAAGUGUCAUUGACUCUGUUGGGGGGGGGAGCAAGUUUGUUAUUUUUAAGUUUUUGCUUUUUUGUUGUUGCUUUAAAGGCUUAAAAUGUUGCACAUUGUUUUUGUUUAUACCUAUGCAGAUAAAUCCUUUAGGAAUAGUGCUUGUGCAGUACAUGUACACUUUAUAUAUGCAUGUUGGGUUUCAUUUGUGUAAGCUUUUCUUACUUUGAACCAUUCAGAUUUGUUGCUUACCAUGGGCCAGUUUUCUGUGAUGCUCUUUACUGCAGAUUCUUCUUCUUUUCAUAGGGUAUUGCUAGUUGUGUGUAGAAUUAUGAGCUGCUUGGCUGUGUAUUUUUUGAGUAGCUUUAAAAUUUUAUAUAGUUCUUGAGCGAAAGAAUAUCAACACAGUUCCAAAACACUAUCUUAUAGUUUUUUUUUUUUUCCAUAGAAAUGCCACUUCUGAAAUUUUUAGUACAUAUACAGAGUAAUAAAUUGUAAUUUAUAGUUUGGGAUCACCAGACAGGAAAGUAAUCACUGUCAGUGAAAAUGGUCUGAAAAUUGUACAAGUCCAGGUGUUGCUUGAUUUUUUCUUUUUUUCUCUAUUUUGCUUUCUAUGAUGGACAGCAGUCAAGCUUCAUAAGCUUAAAAAAAAAAAAAGAAAAUUACCAUAGAUGUUAGAUUUUGAUGAGCUGUAAUUACAUCUCACACACUGAAAAACAAAGACAAACUAACUGGUAAGCAACAAACCUGGCAUUAAAGGCUGUAGGAAUUCCUGUUCCUUAUUCAUUCAAGUUUCAUUUGAUAGAACCAUCUGUUUCCUCACGGAGGAGAUAAUCGGUCACAGAAGUGAUCAGGUUACGAUCUCAGGUCUGUAUGCAAGAAAUACCGUACUGGGAGUUUUUUAAUUCUAACCAGAUUUUCUUCUGGCACGUACAAACAUGAGAGGGAUUGCAUGCCUGCCAGUGGCAAAAUGUGAACGCAGUCCAAAUGAGCAGGGAAAAAGCAAAAGCCUCCAGUCCCAUCUGUGCUGCAGAAGACUGUCUUUAGGUCCCUUGUCAGGUGCGGCACUUGGGGGUGGCUUCUCAUCAACUCUGCAGAAGCAACUUUGGAGGCAGGUGUUGUUUGCAGAGUGGAGCUGAGGAGCUAGUUCAGUAUUUGUCGGUGUGUUUUAGGUACUCACAGUGUGCGUUCUGUGAAUUGGUUCUGUGAAUGUAAAUUUCUGGAGCAAACCUCAUUUUUUUUUCUCCCUGUCCACAUGUCAUCUUUUCCCCUUCCCUCAGCCCCCAAGCUAACCUUGAAUGAAUAGAGAACAAAACUACGUUGCUUCUCCUUUUGGGAGAGAUUGGUAAUAGGAGGCCAAAGAUUUGAGAGGGAGGGCAUCCCUCAUGGCAGAAUUAAAUUGUAUAGUGAGUUUUUGUUUGCUUAGAUAGCAUUCAAUCCUUACCUUGGCUGUGACAAUCAUUGGCAACUGAAGAUCAAGUUGCAACUAUAUUUAUGCUAAAUGUUAAGAAAAGAAAAUUAGUUGAGUUGUUUUCCUAAACAACUGGUUGUAAUAGUCUUAGAUGUAUUUCUUUCUUUUUUUUUUUUUUUAACGGUGUUUCUUUUAUAUGUAAAUGUUGCCAACGUUUGUGAGUAACAUGAGCAGAUGCUGGAAAUUCCAGUACUGUGCAGAGAUAUUGUAGCUCCCCUUAUAUCCUUGCGAAGAGCCUUUGCCAUCUUGUGAGAGACUUCAAGGACUUCAGCUAUGUUCAGAUAAACUUGUGGACUGGCCUGAUAAUUAUUAUGUUUUUUAAAUGGAAAAUGUGGUAUACACUGACUUAAAGUGUCUCUUGAUGAGAUAAAAACAAGGGUGUAGUUUUCUGAGGUACUGCACUGCAGAUUUCUGGGAAGAGGUCAAGGUUUUAAUACAUGAUCUAACAAGAACUCUUUGAAGACAGCAGUGUUCCUGUUAAGCAGUGUUCCCUAUCUCAGGAUUAGGAGCUGAAAAUAGACUACAGAAAUAUUAAGAAGACAGGUCUCUUUGAGACCCUUACCAGCAAUGUCCUGAAAUACUGUUGGUGUGUUACAAUGUUGGAAUUCUCUGCUGGCUUAUGUCCAAGAUUUGGGAGUAUGUUAUGUUAAAGCAGCAAAGAUGUUCUGCAUCGUAUGUACCUAAGAUGUUAGAAAUUGCUAAUACUGAAUAUUUGUAUUGGAGAAUGCCGAUAAGGUAAGCCACCAGAAAUGAUGGUUUUACUAUGAUGUAUCUCCCUCUAAACAAUGACUUUUUGUCCUUCUCAAUAUUCUUAAAUUAUUUUGUGUCGGUUUUGCCAAUAGUAGCCUAAGAACUGUAGGAGUUUUCAACCUCAGAUACGUGGGUUGAGGAGUUUUUAGCACAACGACAGCUCUACACUGCCAGUCCUUGGUUGAGCAACAUGGCAUUUGAGGUUUUCACCUCUAUGGAUCUAUCCACUCAAAGUAACUGCCUUGAGAAAUGAUCCAGAAGUGGAUAGCUAGGCAGUCGUAAUCCAUUAUAUUGUAAUCACGGCUGGACUAGAUGGUUUUAAUUGUCUUUUCCAGUUGUAAUGAUUCUGUGAUUCUGUAGUCACUAUUUCUGGGUUUUGAUGAUCUAGCCUGGACCUUCAUUCAUUGACAAAAGAACGUUUAACAUCUGCCAAGCCAGUUAAGAUAUGGUAGCAUCACUGAUUUCAACAGAUUUAAUAUAGCUGAAAAGUAUUAACCAAAUUCAAGAGGUUUCUUGAAUGGCAGUUGUGUAGAUACGUGGCAUGCAUAUUAACAGAAUCCAGAUAGCUAAUGGAAUUGUUUCAUGUGUACAUACGUUUCCUCCCUCUAAAACUAUCCUAGUUAACUUUCGUAAGCUGGCAUGGAGUUGUGUUUAUGACAUUUGGUUGCACCAUGUUUGAUGCUUUUACAGUGCAAUACUUGUAUUCUCUGAAUAAAACCAAAGGUAAUUUUUUUUUUCCCAUGUUCUCUACUGUAGUGCAUGAUGGCCUUUUCUACGUUUUUAAUGUAAAACAAGCCAGAUCAUACAUCCUGUUUUCACUUAAAGUAUGUUUUAAGUCUUUUGUUCAAAAUGUAGUGUAAAAUUAAACUAAAUUCCAUUAUAUUAACCCUUUCAAGUGUAUUUUCCUAAGCAUAGUUCUGAUUAAAUAAACUUUAUUAUGGAA